UACGGAUGAGUAAAGGGAGAUAACCAAAGGCAAAAUGGCAGCUCGAGGUGGAAAGGUUGUUCAAGGAAUGAAAAAAGCUGUAACUAAAGUUGUUCACCCUCCAUUUAUGAAGACUUACAUACCUGCGGGGAUGGCGUCACCUGCCCCACCCCUGGGACCUCAACUUGGACAGAGAGGAAUUCAAAUUGCAGGAUUUUGUAAAGAAUUUAAUGAAAGAACUGAUAACAUUAAAAAGGGUAUCCCACUACCUACAAGAAUAACAGUAAAUCCUGAUAGAACUUUCAGCAUAGUCAUACACAAUCCUCCUGUUACAUACUUCCUCAAACAAGCAGCUGGUACACAGAAAGGGGUCAUGAAAACGGGUCAUGAAACAGCAGGAAAGGUCACUUUAAAACACGUCUACGAAAUCGCAAAAAUAAAAAGUCAAGAUCCAACUUUUGAGAAUGUCCCGAUGGAGUUGAUAUGCCAAAAAAUAAUAGGAAGUGCUCAUAGUUGUGGCAUUGAGGUCGUAAAAAACCUGACCGUCGAAGACUAUAGUCAGUUUAUUCAAGACCGUCAAGUAAUUUUAGAACAACAAAAAGAAGAAUUAGAAGAAUUACGUCAAGCAAAGAUGUUACGUUUAUAGAAUAGAAUAAGUGUGGAUUUAAUGAGGACAAAGUCUGUAUGAUUGAAAUGUACUGUGCCAUUUUUACUCAAGUAAAAGUAGAAUUAUAUACUGCAGUGUAAGGGGUGGGGCGCUGUAUAGCUCCCAAAAAGCAAUAUAUAAUUAUAGGGGUAGCAAGUGGGGUUACUCGACUGAGCAUUGUGGGAUAGAAUUAUCUCAAUCCCUCAUCAGGUGUCAACCGAGUAAACGUUGAAUAUGGCUACUAUCUCUCGACCAAUCACUAUGGCUGUAAGGUUUUAUCAUGUCGUGAUUUCAAUCAAACCAAUUGUAUUUUGGGAUAGGUAGAACUGUGACAGAACUCAAUUCUGUGUUACUUAAUUGCAGUUCUGUCAAAUCACAACAUUCUAGACCGACGAUCGAGCUUCCCCCCACCCCACUCCACCCUGUUACAUGUGAUUGACUUUUAUCAAUAGUGAUAUAAAUCAAGGUUCUGUUGGGUGUCAGAAAUGAAAAGCCAUCCCUUCCUUCAAAACCUAAAUACAAGAUUACUAGUAUUUCUCUUCAUUUUACUUCAUUUAAGUUACCAAAGAAAUCUACACAAGACUAAUGUGAAAUAGAUUUGAUAUAGAACUAAUGUUUAAUUUGAUAAAUCAAGAUAGGACUCGUGGGAAAUAGACUGAUAUGGAAAUAAUGUUUAAUUUGAUAAAUCAUGUAACUAAAACAGUGCUAGAUGUUUGUCACCUUGUAAUAAUAAAACUAGUAAAAUAGGCCAGGUGACACCCCCCCUUGGAUCUGCGCCUGACAAUGCUAGAGGUUGUCACCAUGUAAUAAUAAAUCAAGUAAAAUAUUACUUUUAUAUAAAUUU
Patella vulgata (common limpet) is the source of this 1469-nucleotide messenger RNA. RefSeq names its product 39S ribosomal protein L11, mitochondrial. The transcript is spliced from 4 exons. Gene Ontology annotation, cellular component: ribosome; mitochondrial large ribosomal subunit. The record is from RefSeq and is a predicted model, not a curated record. Gene Ontology annotation, biological process: translation. Gene Ontology annotation, molecular function: large ribosomal subunit rRNA binding; structural constituent of ribosome. NCBI's taxonomy places the organism in Eukaryota, Metazoa, Mollusca, Gastropoda, Patellidae. Bases 35 to 625 code for a protein of 196 amino acids.